AGCGGUUGGUGUCUAUGGUUGAUGACGUCCCGCCUGGCGGUGUCUGGAGGGCGCGUCGUCUCCCUUCGUCCCUCUUCCUCCUCCCUCCCUGCUUCAGAACGCUGGCGCCAUUUUGAGUGUCUUUCCUUCCUUCCUUGGUUCCGCUCGGCAGGGAGGGCGAGCCGAUGCGCCCGGGCGUGAAGCUUUUCGUGGGCAACGUGCCCGAAGAGGCGUCGCAGGUGGAACUGCGCGAGUUGUUCGAGGCAGCGGCGGCCGAACCGGGCGAGGUGCUGAACGUGGCCCUCAUGAAGCAGUUCGCCUUCGUGCACAUGCGCGACGAGGAGGCGGCCGAGCGCGCCAUCCUCAAGCUUAACGGCCACCCGCUGCAUGGCCGCCGCGUCGUCGUCGAGCCCUCGCGGCCUAGGCCCACACACACCGUCAAGGUCUUUGUGGGCAACGUCUCGGCUGCCUGCACUAGUAGCGAGCUGCGCGUCCUCUUCCAGCAGUAUGGGCCCGUGGUCGAGUGCGACGUCGUCAAAGACUAUGCGUUCGUUCACAUGGAGAAGGAAGAGGAUGCUAAAGCCGCCAUUGAACACCUUAACGGAAGGGAAGUCAAAGGCAAAAGAAUUAAUGUGGAACUUUCUAAUAAAGCUCAUAAAAGGGGACCAGCUGCAUACAGCGGGCAGCCAGGAGGUGGAGCUGAAAAGAACAAAAUACCAACUCUGGAUAAACUCCAGAACAGGAAUGAUGGUUUGAGAUCUGCUGAUCUUUCCUUCCCGAUGGCAGGCUCCAGUUAUUCUACACUUGAGUAUGAUUAUCAGCAGCGCAUGGGCAACAACUUAACCAAAUUUGACUCACAUGAUGGUCAGGCCAGACAGGUAUCUCCCUCCUAUUUUGGAAGAGACAGGAGUCCCAUUAGACGUUCACCCACAAGAGCAGGUUACACACUUCCUAUGACAGCCCAGCAAGCUUCCUAUAGAGACCAGACUGCUGCCUCCAUGGGAGCAUCCUACAGAGACCAGCCGUCAGCCUCUCUUGGGAUGGCUUAUAGACCCCAGCCUACAACUGGGCAAGCCGCAAUGUACAGAGCCCAGCCUUCAGCUUUGGGUGGAAAUGCAUACAGAGCUCAGUCCUCUGUUCCCAUGGCAGCUUCUGGUGCCCAGCCAGUAGCCUCAGCUCUAACAUCCUACAGUGCCCAGGCGGCUGCCACUUACAAUGCUCAAUCUGCUGCUGCUGCCGCCGCCGCCGCCGCCUAUGCAGCACAGCCUGCUGCUUCUCAAGUAGCCUCCUAUGGGGCCCAGCCCAACACAACCUAUGCUGCUGCUUAUGGGGCUCAGGCUGCUGCAACAUAUGCAGCUACCUAUGGGGCUCAAGCAGCUGCUGCAUACUCAGCCUCCUAUGGGGCCCAAGCAGCUGCAAGCAGCCAGGCAGCCUUGUACAGUGCCCACUCUCUCUCAGCCCAGCCAUCUUCGUAUGGAGUUCAGCCAGCUGUUGGCCACCCAGCAUCCUAUGGCUCCCAGGCUGCAUCUGCUCUGCCAGCUGCAUACGGGGCGCAAUCGGCGGCAAACCUUGCAGCCACUUACAACAUGCAGGAUGCAGCUGCCGCUUCCUACAAAGCAUCACUCCCUGCUUCACUGUCUUCAGCCUACAGAGCACAGGUCGCCAAUCCAACAGAGGCAGCCUAUGCAGCACAACAGUCUUCUGUUCCAGUGGCAGGUUACAGAGCUCAGCAAGCAUACAAUGGGCUAACUCAGUCUGCACAACAGGUGGCCGCUGCCUUUUCAGCCAUGUCUCAGUCAGAAGCUGCUGCGCUGCACCCCCCAUAUGAACGCACCCGCCUCUCCCCACCUCGUGGCAGCCGUGAAGAUCUCUUCAGAAAAGCAGCUGCAAUGAAUAAGAGGUACGGUUCUGACCUCUCAGAUGACCGCCGUUUAACUGAUCUCUCAGAUUUCCGCCGUUUAGCAGACUCCCCUCACGCAUACCGCCAUUCGCCGACAAAAGCUCAACUGGAUUAUCGCCGUCUCCCAGAAACACAGGCCGAUUAUGCCCGGUAUGCGGGUGCCUAUGGCGAUUACUUGCGUAAUCUGCAGCUGCAGGCUAGUUACCAGCGCCGCCUGUAGAGGAUUCCCCCCUCCCUCGGCUCUUUCUGGGGUGGGACUGCGUCACUGUUCAGGAGCCCGCCGUUGUGACCCACAUAACAUAGCCCCCCACUUGCUGCGUUCGCAGUGUGCAGCCUUUGCCAUUUGAUUUCAAAAUCGCCUUUUAGUCACUACAUUUCUUCCUGCCUGUUGGCAGCUGAUCAGUUUAGUUAGCUCUUUAUAAUUUUAAAAGAUAUAUAAUUUGCUUAUACCAAGUCUAGAUGGGAGCAUGAGACCUUCCUGAACCAAUGUGGCCAUCUUAGAUCGCUAGAGAGUCUUGAGUUGCUGUUGUAACUUCUUAGAGUUAGAGCUCUGUGCUUGGCCUUGGAAGCACUGUACUUGGCUGCACGUUCAGCUAUUUAAAACCAAAGUCCUAGGAUGAGGAUGGCCACAUACUGAACUGUGUUUGCUUCCUGUCCUUGCCUUUCUCUAGCUUGUGCCCCAGUAAAAAUAAAACUGUUCCUGUAUUGCAGUCCAUUUCAUGUCUUUGCUGAAGGGAUUUCUUGAUAUCCUUUCCAAACUUGCUCAGUUGCUUUUAAUAUAACAGCAUACUUUGUUGAUUUAUGCGAGUAUCAAGCGUGCAAGUAAACCUGAUGUUAGAACUAAGCUUAGACCUUUUUUUUGUAUUCUGUAAAUAAAAUGUGGGCUGUUUGACAGUUUAGAAAA
This is a messenger RNA of Heteronotia binoei (common prickly gecko), 2783 nucleotides long. RefSeq names its product RNA-binding protein 14-like. Gene Ontology annotation, cellular component: nuclear speck. The coding region runs from base 165 to 2099 and encodes 644 amino acids. Gene Ontology annotation, biological process: mRNA splicing, via spliceosome. The record is from RefSeq and is a predicted model, not a curated record. NCBI's taxonomy places the organism in Eukaryota, Metazoa, Chordata, Lepidosauria, Squamata, Gekkonidae. The transcript is spliced from 3 exons. Gene Ontology annotation, molecular function: mRNA binding.